Molecule: messenger RNA, 1554 nt
Organism: Penicillium digitatum Pd1
Lineage: Eukaryota; Fungi; Ascomycota; Eurotiomycetes; Eurotiales; Aspergillaceae
Product: GABA permease GabA
Biological process (GO): transmembrane transport; amino acid transport
Cellular component (GO): membrane
Molecular function (GO): transmembrane transporter activity
Source: RefSeq, a predicted model, not a curated record
AUGGACAAAGACGAAUACAGUAACGAUGACGCUCAGCUGGCUCAGCUGGGCCAUAAGUCGGAGCUGAAGCGAAACUUCUCCAUGAUUUCGAUGCUGGGUCUUGCUUUCGCUAUUUUAAAUUCAUGGACCGCUUUGUCGACAAGUUUGGGGCUCAGUUUGCCCUCGGGAGGCAGCGCUAGUGUUGUUUGGGGUCUUGUUACAGCAGGAAUCUGUAAUUUGUGCAUGGCCACUUCCCUAGCCGAGUUUCUUUCUGCAUACCCCACCGCCGGAGGCCAAUACCACUGGGUCGCUGUGACUUCAUGGAGAAAAUGGAUGCCAAUUCUUUCCUGGAUUACGGGCUGGAUCAACUGCUCUGGCUGGGUUGCGCUGGUCGCAACUGCCGGUCUUUUAGGCAGUCAAAUCAUCCAGGGUGUGAUAUCUCUCAUGAACCCGACCUAUAACCCCCAGCGUUGGCACCAGUUCCUAAUCUACUGCGGCUACAAUAUCGUUGCCUUCCUCGUCAAUGCCUUUAUGAACGACAUAAUGCCCUUUGUCACCAAGGGUGCUUUCAUCUGGUCUCUGAUAGGAUUUGCCGCCAUUUGCAUCACCGUACUUUCUUGUGCCUCGCCAACCUACAACUCCGCAAAAUUUGUCUUCACCGAUUUUAUUAACAGAACCGGAUGGCCUGAUGGAGUUUCAUGGUUGCUUGGGCUUCUUCAAGGCGGUCUUGGUGUUGCUGGCUUUGAUGGCGUCGCCCACAUGAUUGAAGAAAUUCCUAACCCCUCGGUUGAGGGACCCAAGAUCAUGAUUGCUUGUGUCGCUAUCGGCACUGUCACUGGAGUCAUCUUCCUGAUUGUACUACUUUUAGUGGCUGGUGAUAUCAACAAAAUCAUUGAAUCUGCGGCAACUCCGCUCGUUGCAAUCUUGAAGAAUGCCACCUCGAGCAAUGCAGGAACUAUCUGUCUCUUGAUCUUCCCCCUGGUCUGCGUUCUGUUCGCUGCAAUCACUAUUAUGACUACUAGCAGUCGGAUGAUCUAUGCCUUCGCACGUGACGGCGGUCUCCCUGUCUCUCCCUUCUUCUCUCGUAUUCACCCGAAGCUUAAUGUCCCCUUGAACUCGCUAUAUCUCAAUCUGGUUCUCGUCACCAUCUUUGGCUGCAUCUUCUUGGGCUCAUCCAGUGCUUUCAGUGCUAUUGUCUCAGCGUCAGUGGUGCUGCUUGGUAUCUCAUAUGGAAUGCCAAUUGCAGUCAACUGCUUUCGAGGAAGAAGAAUGCUACCGGAGCGCUCAUUUGUCCUGCCAGAAAUCCUUGGCUGGACUAUCAACAUCAUCUCGUUGCUGUACAUUGCCCUUACUACAGUCCUCUUUCUCUUCCCCCCUGACUUGCCUGCCACUGGGAGCAACAUGAAUUACUGUGUUGCAGCAUUUGGUGUGGUCUUUGUCAUUUCCGUUAUCCAAUGGUUUGUAGAUGGUCGCAAAAAUUUUGUCGGCCCCCGAAUCUCGGUGGAGGUCUUCAAUGGAGAGGCCAGUGUCCAGUCAGAGCAGCCAAUUCCAGUUGUUGAACAACAUAAGGUUUAA